Molecule: messenger RNA, 766 nt
Organism: Plutella xylostella (diamondback moth)
Lineage: Eukaryota; Metazoa; Arthropoda; Insecta; Lepidoptera; Plutellidae
Gene: Yippee
Product: yippee zinc finger protein
Source: RefSeq, a predicted model, not a curated record
GACAGUUUGACGUACAGAUACAAAUAGACGUAAAAAAUAAACAACAAACCAAAACAGAUUUUCUUUGUUUCAUUUUCAAUUCAAAAUGGGUAAAAUAUUCCUGGAUCAUGUUGGGGGAACCCGUUUAUUCUCAUGUGCAGCUUGCGAUGUGAAUCUUACUAAUCGAUCUGAAUUAAUAAGCACUAGAUUUACUGGUGCCACAGGAAGGGCGUUUUUAUUUCACAAAGUAGUGAACCUAGUGUACUCGGAGGUGCAGGACCGCGUGAUGCUGACGGGCCGCCACAUGGUCCGCGACGUGUCUUGCAAGAACUGCGCCACUAAGCUGGGCUGGAUAUACGAGUUCGCUACUGAGGAAAAUCAAAGAUACAAAGAAGGCCGUGUGAUCCUGGAAAGAGCCCAAGUUACUGAGACUGAUGGUAUCAAUGAACUACAGGUCUCCAAUGAUGAUUAAAGAGCUAUAAGUAUAUUAACCACUUUAUCCAGAUUUUUAAUGUCCUUCAUUAUAGUUAUGUAUCUAUGUACUAAAAUUAGAUGAAUAUACUUAAGUAAUUUUUCCAUUCUAUUAACAUUAACAAAUGUUUGGUAGCAGAGUGAUCACUGAUCAAUGUAAUCCUUUUGUUUGUGGUAAAGGUUUGGAUUUUAAUUUAUAAUAGUCCUAAGUCCAUCUUAAUUAAGAAAUAGAAACCUAACAAAAUUUUAAUAAUUUGUUACUUUUUCAAAAUUAUUUAAUCAUAGGUAUCUUUUUUUAAUAAAAUUUUACCAUUAA